Molecule: messenger RNA, 2683 nt
Organism: Neodiprion virginianus
Lineage: Eukaryota; Metazoa; Arthropoda; Insecta; Hymenoptera; Diprionidae
Product: glucose dehydrogenase [FAD, quinone]-like
Exons: 7
Coding region: 414-2243 (609 amino acids)
Molecular function (GO): flavin adenine dinucleotide binding; oxidoreductase activity, acting on CH-OH group of donors
Source: RefSeq, a predicted model, not a curated record
UAUGCAAGUGGAAAGAUGUACGGAAUUGAGAAAUGUUCUAUAAACGAUCGGGAUUGUAGGAUUCGAAUAAUAAUAAACGAAACAGAAGACAAUCUGCGAGAAGACACCGGGACAGAUACUCCAAAAUUCCUCGUAGAUGUUACUCAAUUUUGCUUGGAAACUUUAACACAAUUAAUUUCACAACAACUUACGCUUCUCGUUAUUAUAACUGAUAUUCAUAACAAUACUUGUUGAAAAUAAAAGCGAAGGUGUCACGCGGUAGACCAGAGUAGAGAUACCCAGCUGGAAAAACCAAUCGAAUGGACCACGCAUCGUACACAAACAAGGACGUCCAUCUGCAUCUUAUCGAUCUUCAACUUCAUCGCUUGGAUUCAUCUACCUCCGAAGGCUGAUGCCGCACAUCGCGUCAAUGGAUGAGAAUGGAGUACAACUACGCCUUGCCGGAAACCUGCAAUGCGGACUUCCUGGGGCAGAGUGUAGCCAGCAUAUGUAAUGUCACCUCGUACUAUUUCUUUCUGUCGAUUCUAGAGACAUUUGUGAGAAGAAAACAACGAAUCGCUCAAACCUGUGAACGCAUCACAUCUAUCCAUAUCCCAGAUGCCGAGUAUGACUUUAUCGUAGUGGGGGGUGGAGCAGCCGGUUCUGUCGUCGCUGCAAGACUAAGUGAGAAUCCGUCCUGGAAAGUUCUGCUUGUUGAGGCAGGCCCGGACGAACUAGUAGCCGCAUCCGUCCCUGGUUUCGUUUAUAUUGUAUCCGAAUCAUCUAACGAGUGGGGAUACCAGUCGACCAACGAAACCUACGCCUGUCAAGGUUCGAAUGGUAGCUGUUCGAUCACGCAAGCCAAAACUCUCGGUGGAGGCAUGUCGCACAAUGCAAUGAUAUACCUACGCGGCAGCCCGUAUAUAUUCGAUCAAUGGGCUGCAAUGGGUAACGAGGGAUGGUCGUGGGAAGAAGUCUUGCCAUUUUUCAAGAAGUCCGAAAAUAACGGCGAUAUCGAUAGUGUUGGCCGAAAGUAUCACGGCACGAAUGGGCCGCUUUUUGUCGAAAGGUUUCCGUCCAAACCACCUUUUGCAAAUGUGAUACUUGAAGCAGCCAAAGAGGCGGGUCUCGGCCUCAGCAAUGAUCUCAACGGAGAUGAUCCUAUCGGGUUCACUAUACUCCAAACAACGAGUCAUCGCGGUGCGAGACGCAGUAGCGCUGCGGCAUAUCUGCGGCCAAUCAGACACCGCAAGAACCUCCAAAUAACUCUGAACUCCACCUGCACGCGAGUCAUAAUCGAGAACCGAAGGGCGGUUGGCAUCGAAUAUUACAAGGACGGCAAGUUGUACACGGUACGCGCAUCCAGGGAAGUCAUCCUCUCCGCAGGUGCUGUUCGGUCUCCUCAUCUUCUACUCCUUUCUGGAGUUGGGCCGGAAGAAGAUUUGAAAUCCUACGGAAUCGAAGUGAUCGAAAAUUUACCCGGCGUCGGCAUGAAUUUCCAUGAUCAUAUCACAUUCCCGAUUGAGUUCACCAUAGACGAGCCUGACGUCUACGACAACAACUGGGCCGCUCUUGCUGAAUAUAUCGCCUUCCAGACCGGACCCUUGUCUAACACCGGACUCGGUCAAGUGGCUGGCGCCCUACCAUCUGGAAUAACGACGCCUAACCUGCCGGACAAUCAUAUAGUCGGCAUGGGUUACUCUGCUGGUUGCGCACCCGGUGGAAUCGGCUUACUUAGCAGCGACGGUAAACGCGAAAUCGAGUUUUGGGCCGGUUACGAGCAUCCAAAAUGCAGAGGAAAAAUUAGUCUGGCUUCAUCGGAUCCUUUGGAAUAUCCUUCAAUUACGGUAAACUAUCUCUGCCAUCCUGAUGACAUCGCUGGGGUUGUAAAAGCUGUCGAGUAUACUUUGCAAUUGGCUGAUGCACCCGCCUUGAAAGCCUAUAACAUGACCUUGGCCGCGACACCUUUCGAGCCCUGCUCAACCUACACUUUUGCUAGCAGAAAAUAUUGGGAGUGUGCAGUUCAUUACAAUGCUACUGGGGAAUACCAUGUCGCAGGCUCCUGCAAAAUGGGCCCAUCAUCGGACCCACUGGCAGUUGUCGACCCUCGGCUUCGAGUCUACGGAAUACAAGGACUACGCGUGGCGGACGCUUCUAUUAUGCCGCAGGUGACUACUGCUAAUACUGGAUCAGCUUGCGUCAUGAUUGGAGAGCGAGCUGCGCAUAUGAUCAAGCAAGAUUGGGAUUACACAGAUGCAGUAUAAUAUUCUGCGUAACUCGGUACAAUGAAACGGAUUUAAAAAAAUACAUAUACCCACUCCUUAUGAGAAUUAGCAGUUGAAAAGAAAAGAAACAACUUCAUUCGACAGGAUUAACCACAAUUGUAUUCCACGAACUGAUUUAAUACAGCGCACUUAUGCAAACGUUCGUUUAUACUGAAAAUCGGCUGUCAAAUGCAGAUUUUCCUAAGCCCGGGAAUAUCUCAGAACCGUCGGCGACCGUUGUGCCUGAAUUCCAGUUCACUUUUUGGAUGUUGAUGCUAACAGCACAAUGAAAAUAACGUCAUGCAGAUAUAUCUAAUUCGAUAACCAAUCGAACGUUUCCAAAAUGUAUAAUAAAUUUCUGUCUCGCAACCAUACGAUAACUCUAAAACUUAUGUGCACGCACACUAAUAUUGUUCUAAUAAAAAGAAAAUUUACUUCGA